This is a messenger RNA of Alnus glutinosa, 3613 nucleotides long. RefSeq names its product ATP-dependent zinc metalloprotease FTSH 12, chloroplastic. The record is from RefSeq and is a predicted model, not a curated record. Gene Ontology annotation, molecular function: ATP binding; ATP-dependent peptidase activity; ATP hydrolysis activity. Gene Ontology annotation, biological process: embryo development ending in seed dormancy; mitochondrial protein processing; protein-containing complex assembly. The transcript has 19 exons. The coding region runs from base 118 to 3135 and encodes 1005 amino acids. NCBI's taxonomy places the organism in Eukaryota, Viridiplantae, Streptophyta, Magnoliopsida, Fagales, Betulaceae. Gene Ontology annotation, cellular component: chloroplast thylakoid membrane; m-AAA complex.
AAAACACCAAAACCCCAGAUAAGACGGUCGAAAAACUACUUCAAAGUUGAAGCGCAAAGCAAAUAUGCUGCUACUGUUUCGUUUUGCACUUUGAAUCUCUCAAUUCUGCAUCCAAAAAUGGAGCUCACAAUCCCAUACAAACCAAACCCACUACUUUUCUGUUCAGCACCACUCUCACAGACCUCCCACUCCCAGAGUUCCAUUCUUUUCAAGCUUCCCACAAAACACAGGCUCAAAAUUUCCCGCCAGAGACCCACUUUCCGGGUUCUAGCUUCCGCAAACCCAAAUGGGUCUGAUGGGUUUUCAUGGUUGAGUCUGACUCGGUCAGUCCGCCGUGGCUCCGGGCGCUUCUGGUCGAAACUUGGCGAGUCGGUGAAGAAGGAAAUUGGGUUUGAUUUGGAAGAUACCAAUGUGAAGGUGGGCGAGUUUGUAGGGCAAGUUAGUGAAGGGGUGAGGAAGGGUGGGGCUGAGUUGGAAAGGUUUAGGACUGAGUUGGUGCCCGAGUUCGUGAGUUGGAAUCGGUGGGAGCGUUGGAAGGAUCUCAAAACAUGGGAGCCCAAACGAAUUGGUGCCUUGAUUCUCUAUAUAUUUGUUGUGAUAAUUUCCUGCCAAAGAAUAUAUAUAGCUGUUCGAGCUCCUUAUCUAAAUCGCCAAAGAAAGGAGCUAACAGAGGCUUAUAUGGAGGCAUUGAUUCCUGAGCCAUCUCCUAGUAAUGUUAGAAAGUUUAAGAAGGGUAUAUGGAGGAAGACAAUGCCCAAAGGCCUGAAAAUGAAGAAGUUUAUUGAAGGACCUGAUGGAACACUUAUUCAUGAUAGUUCUUAUGUUGGAGAGGAUGCAUGGGAUGAUGAUCGAGAGCCUACUCCGGACAAUGUGAAACAAAUUAUUGAGAGUGAUAUCAAAUUGAAUGCAGAAGAAAAGAAGGAACUGAAGGAAGACUUGGGCAUUUCGGGUGAAGCUCAAGAAAGUAGAGAAACAUGGCGUGAAAGGCUUCAUACUUGGAAGGAGAUCCUCAGAAAGGAAAAGUCAGCUGGACAAUUAGAUUCCAUAAAUGCCAAGUAUGUAGUUGAGUUUGACAUGAAAGAGGUUGAAAACAGUCUUCGCAAGGAUGUGGUGGAAAAAGUAACAGAGACACAAGGAAGUAGAGCACUCUGGAUAUCCAAGAGAUGGUGGCGCUAUCGUCCUAAACUUCCUUACACUUAUUUUCUUCACAAACUUGAUUGCUCUGAGGUUGCCGCUGUAGUCUUUACAGAAGACUUGAAGAGAUUGUAUGUAACAAUGAAAGAAGGCUUCCCAUUAGAAUAUGUUGUCGAUAUUCCUUUAGACCCUUACUUGUUUGAGAUUAUCUCCAGUUCUGGAGUUGAAGUUGAUCUCCUCCAAAAGCGUCAGAUCCAUUACUUUAUGAAAGUUUUGAUGGCAUUAGUGCCUGGAAUUUUGAUAUUGUGGCUUAUAAGGGAGUCUGUGAUGCUUCUGCACAUCACUUCUAAGCGUUUUCUUUACAAAAAGUAUAAUCAACUCUUUGAUAUGGCAUAUGCAGAAAAUUUUAUCCUGCCUGUUGGAGAUGUCAGUGAAACAAAAUCGAUGUAUAAGGAAGUAGUAUUGGGGGGUGAUGUUUGGGAUCUUCUCGAUGAGUUGAUGAUUUAUAUGGGAAACCCCAUGCAAUAUUAUGAAAAGGGCGUGAAAUUUGUUCGGGGUGUGCUUCUUUCUGGACCUCCUGGAACAGGAAAAACACUCUUUGCAAGGACACUUGCAAAGGAAAGUGGGUUGCCCUUUGUUUUUGCUUCUGGUGCAGAGUUUACAGAUAGUGAAAAGAGCGGUGCAGCAAGGAUCAAUGAGAUGUUUUCUAUCGCAAGGAGAAAUGCUCCUUCUUUUGUAUUUGUUGAUGAAAUUGAUGCUAUUGCUGGAAGGCAUGCAAGAAAAGAUCCUCGAAGAAGGGCAACAUUUGAGGCGCUGAUUACACAGCUUGAUGGGGAGAAGGAAAAAACUGGUGUUGAUCGGUUCUCACUCAGACAAGCUGUGAUAUUCAUCUGUGCUACCAAUAGGCCAGAUGAAUUGGACCUUGAGUUUGUUCGCAGUGGACGUAUUGACCGUCGUUUGUACAUUGGUCUGCCUGAUGCAAAGCAACGAGUGCAAAUUUUCGGCGUGCAUAGUGCAGGAAAGCAACUUGCAGAAGAUGUCGACUUUGAAAAACUUGUCUUCCGUACUGUUGGGUUUUCUGGGGCAGAUAUCCGUAAUCUUGUCAAUGAAGCAGCAAUAAUGUCGGUGAGGAAAGGACACUCCAAGAUCUAUCAGCAAGACAUGGUUGAUGUGCUAGAUAAACAAUUGCUUGAGGGUAUGGGCGUACUUCUCACAGAGGAAGAGCAGCAGAAAUGCGAACAAAGUGUGUCUUUUGAGAAGAAGAGACUGUUGGCUGUACAUGAAGCUGGUCACAUACUAUUAGCUCAUUUGUUUCCUCGAUUUGAUUGGCAUGCAUUUUCUCAGCUCCUGCCUGGUGGCAAGGAAACCGCAAUAUCUGUGUUCUAUCCCCGAGAAGAUAUGGUAGACCAAGGUUAUACAACCUUUGGCUACAUGAAAAUGCAAAUGGUGGUAGCUCAUGGUGGGCGUUGUGCAGAACGUGUUGUGUUUGGCGAUGACAUUACUGAUGGAGGAAGGGAUGAUCUAGAGAAGAUAACGAAGAUUGCCAGAGAGAUGGUAAUCAGCCCUCAAAAUGCCAGAUUGGGCCUUACUUCUUUAACAAAAAGAGUUGGACUGAUGGAUCGACCAGAUAGUUCAGAUGGGGAGUUGAUAAGAUACAGGUGGGAUGACCCUCAUGUGAUUCCGGCAAAUAUGACACUCGAAGUUUCUGAGCUAUUUACUCGGGAGUUGACAAGGUACAUUGAAGAAGCAGAAGAACUUGCUAUGCGUGGUCUGAGGGAUAACAGGCAUAUACUGGACAUGAUCACAAAAGAACUACUGGAAAAGUCAAGGAUAACUGGAUUGGAAGUUGAAGAGAAAAUGAAGGGCCUAUCACCAGUAAUGUUUGAGGAUUUUGUAAAGCCCUUCCAGAUCAACUUGGAAGAGGAGGGACCACUGCCGCACAAAGAUCAGUUGCGAUAUCAACCAUUGGACAUAUAUCCUGCGCCACUCCACAGAUGUUAAAAUGUCUCCAGAUGCUCAUACUUACAGUUCCUUGCACUUAAAAAGUGACAGUCUUUUCAGUUCCUGUGCAUCAUCAGGAGUCGCAAGCCAUCUGGGAUGUUCACGGCCUCAUUGACGUAUCUUGUUGAAUUUAACAGAACCACCAAUGACGAGCAAGCGUUAGAUUUACCAGUGAACUACCAGGUGAAGUGAGGAUGCUAACUGCUGCAUUGAAGUCAAAUUCUCUGAAUAUUGGAUGCCUGUCUGCAGGUGAGGCUUGAAUAUAACUAGCUGCUUAUUGACAGAAACCUCUGAUCAUGCAUGGUUUUGUAGUUUGAGAUGAGGCUCCCAGUUUUGUUUUGUUUAUCAUCUUUAUUCAUUUGUGUUCCAAAAUAUACUAGAGUUAUUUCAUGAGGUCAUCAAAUCCGCCUUCUGGCAUGCAUUUGUAUUCUAGUUCGAUAUUUUUAUAAAAGGAAAUUGAUAUCCUUCAGUUUCAUGA